AUGACAAAUUUACGUGUUAUCAAUAUGAUUAUCAUUAUUCUUGGUAUUUUUCUCAUCAUUACACCUGCACAUUUUUGUUCAACUUUACCACCAGAAGCGAAAAUGACAACGGAUGAAAUAAUACUUUAUUAUGGUUAUCCGGCACAAAUAUUUCAUGCAUAUACCACUGAUGGCUAUAUUUUAGAUCUUCACCGUAUUCCGUUUGGCAGAAACGGUUAUUCUACUAAACAAAAACAUCGUCCAGUAAUUUUACUGCAACAUGGCUUACUUGGUUCAAGUACUGAUUGGGUAGGAAAUCUUCCAAAUCAAUCUUCUGGUAGAGUUUUUAUUACAUCAAAAAAACAUAGUUCAUAUAUAAACAAGAGUACAUCCAUUACAGUAUUGUAA
Messenger RNA from Loa loa (African eye worm), 387 nucleotides. RefSeq lists its product as hypothetical. Bases 1 to 387 code for a protein of 128 amino acids. Gene Ontology annotation, biological process: lipid metabolic process. The transcript has 3 exons. Lineage: Eukaryota; Metazoa; Nematoda; Chromadorea; Rhabditida; Onchocercidae. The record is from RefSeq and is a predicted model, not a curated record.